ACGGUAAGGGAUUCGCAUUUCCUAGAGGAACACUGUUGGAAGGCAAGGCACAGAGGAGACUGUAGUGACUUACAAUCUCUUCUGAUGGUGAGCAGUGUGCUGUGCGCUCCCUUGGUCGGGUUGGUGCGUCUCCUUGCCGUUGUCAUUGCUGUCAUUGUCAAAUAUUUACGGAGUCCCCGCUGUGAGCACAGCUCAGCUCCAGGAAGCACAGGGAGGAUGAAGAAGUGAAAGAUGUGGCUUCUUUUGGGGAGGUUGUUUGGUCUAAGGACCGAGCUUACUGCUGGAGAAGUUCAGUGAUUCAUUCCAUCGACGCGUGUGCGACCGUGUAUUGAACAGUCAGUGCCGGGUGCUGGCUCAGCGUUUCAGAGUAGCGUUGACCUGUGUACUCUCUGCUCUUAGUUACCAUCAGGAGUGGUGAUGGCAAGUCAGUCGGCUUUUUUGUUUUCAUUGCUUCGAGCAAAAUACAUGAGAUCCAUUUCCUCCAGGGAGGCUCUACCUCCUAAAGUUUCUACAACUUUUCCAAACAGUACCACCAGCUAGGGACCACGUGUUUGAACAUAUGAGGCUACCGGGGACAUUUCACAAUCAAAACACAAGGAGCAGAUGAGAAUCUCGAUGGCUUAUGAUGCAUGACCUGUCAAUGAAAUACCACAGGCAGAAAUGAUAAAGUAAUAUAUUAAAAUAACGGGACACUGUCAGAACCUAAAACAAACAAAAAAGAUGUAGGUUUAAAAAAAAAUUCUUAUUUGUAAGGACAGCUCCAUGCAGACUCACAGAUUCAGGGGUGUGUGUGUGUGUGGUGUUGUGUGGGUGUAUGGCUAUAUGUACAUGUGUGGAAGCUUGAAGUCAGUGUAGGAUUUCUUCUUCAAUGGCUUGUCACCUUAUCUUUGGAGAUGGAAGCUCUCAUUGAACCUGGCGGUUAACACUUGGCUAGACUGACUGACUGACUGACUGACUGGGAGCCCCUGGCAUCCCCUGUCUCUGCCUUUCGUCCCUGGGUACAGGUGGGUACUGUCGCCCUGGACUCCUUACAUGAGCAGAGAGAUCAGACUUAGAUCCUCAUGCUGUCAUGCAAACCCUUGCCCCUGAGCCAUCUCUCCAGCUUGAAUGAUGCCCUUUCAGACCUGUACUUCUUCCGUUGCUCUUCAGCGGCAGCCUUGGGUAUGAUCACAGACAGACAAUGCCAUCCAUGUGUUCGUUCUGUAAACGGGAGCAUUUGCAAUUCAUCUCUUCCAAAGGAGCACUGAUGUAGAGCUUGGGAAUGGUAUGUGGGCUUUACCUUCUCUAUCUGGGACAGAUUAGAAUUCUUUCUACACUUGCUGUCCCCAGGAGGUUGACAGGAACCCAACAAGCCCAAGCCUCACUGAUGUUCUGUGUGACAGAAAAAAAAAAUUACACAUUUUUGGUAGCAGGUGUCAGGGUUAGCAUUCCAUCAUAAAAACUGGGAGGUGAGAUUCGUUUCUCCCUUUCCAGGCACUGGGUAUUUAUAUGUCCUCCAGGAGAAAAUUUGAAAGAAAGAAAAAAAUAAAGGAGCCUGUUGUGUGUUGUGUCUUUCCGUGCCAGGAACACGUUGCAGGAUAGAACCAUGUGUCUAGUGUUUUGAACCAGCCGGAGGUGGUUCUUUUUAUCAAACAGAGAUAAUAUCGAUAACUUGCCUGUUUGCUUAGUCUUGCCUGCAAUGUUCAGUUCCUUAAGCAAAAACACCAAGGGAGCCGUGGCAUUUUCCUCCCUGGAGAUCUCUGCAAGAAGGUGUUCAAGCACUUAGCUGCCUGAAAUAAUUGUAUAGUGUUUUGUGUGUCUCACUUAAAACAAAACAAAGCAAGACGUAUGGAAACUUAGGAAAGUGGGUACAGUGGGAGAUGAUUCUUCGCUCUCUGCUCCAAGUUUCUCCAAGUCACCCACUGGGUAGAUUACUUGGGUAACAGAAAACAACUCUGAGUUGGCGAACAUUAGACUUUUGACUGCAGCUUAGAUCAUGUCCCAGUUUCCGUCUGUGUGGCACUUGGGCAGUUUUCAAAACAUUUUGUAUUUGGGAUGCCACAGUGGGCUUGUUAUAGUGACCUGCAUGUGAUCGCUAAGGACUCCCAGGUUGAGAGGCCAUGGGUCUUGAUGUUAGCUGUGGGUUAUUCAGUGAUGGAAUUUGGAAGAGGCCACUUAACAGCAAGUUCUGUGCCAUCCUGGGCAUGAGUGAUGAGCUAGGCCUUCUCUUAAAUGUGAUCCUUUGUCCUGCCCAGUGUGAAAAUCGGGCCCCCGUGGCUCUGGAUUGCUAGAUGACACCUCUGCUCCACUGAAUCUAUCUUACUGUAAAUGUACUGACUACUGGGGUGGGGGUGGGGCUCUCCCUGGUUAUUAUUUCCUCACUCGAACUGUUUUUUUGUUUUGUUUUGUUUUUUGUUAUUUUUUUUUAGUUAAUUUACUUCUUUGACAAUUUCACACAUGUGUUCUCCCCUUGUGAUCUCUCUCUCUCUCUCUUUCUUUCUCUCUCUCUCUCUCUCUUUCUCUCUCUCUCUCUCUCGCCCCUUAUCUCCUCUUUCCCCUUCCCCCUCCCUGUUGUUCUUUCCCACUCACCUUUAUCUUUCAAAGUUUUGUUUUAUGACCAUUUAGUUUAGCCAGUGCUAUCUGUGUGACCACUGGAUUGAGAGCCAUCCAUUGGAUCCUGGUGGGGUCACCAGUGUGUACAACUGAAGGCAGUGACUCCUCUCCUUGAAUCUUUUUUUUUUUUUUUUUUUGGUUCUUUUUUUUUUUUUUUUUUUCGGAGCUGGGGACCGAACCCAGGGCCUUGCGCUUCCUAGGUAAGUGCUCUACCACUGAGCUAAAUCCCCAGCCCCCUCUCCUUGAAUCUUAUGUGUAGGAAAUAGCUCACUAGUGAGGUGGGGUCCUCUGAGGCCUUCCUUGCAGUCUUCUGCAGUUGCAGAGAGUUUGUGAUUACAGAGGCUUGCUCAGAACAUGGCCUUUUGCAAUGCUUCUCCAUACCCUCUGCUGUAGUGCUCUCUGAGCCUUAGCACGGAUGGUGUCAAUGCUGUUGUCUUAGUUACUUUCCUGUUUGCUGUGAUAAAACACCAUAACCAAGGCAACAUACAAUAGAAAGCAUUUAAUUUGGUACUUACAGUUUCUGGAGGUUAGACUUCAUGAUCAUCACGGUUGGGAACACGGCAGUGAGCAGCCGGGUAUGGUGCUCUUGCAGGAUCUAAGAGCUCAUGUUUUGAGACACAACCAUGAGGCAGGGAUAGAGAGAGACACUGGGAAAGGUGCUAGUCUUUUGAAACCUCAAAGCAUGCCCCCAUUGAUGUGCCCUCCUCCAACAAGGCCACACCUCCUCUAAGUAGGCCACACCUCCCCUAACAAGGCCACACCUCCUCUCACAAGGCCACACCUCCCCAGCAAAGCCCUGCCUCCUCCAAAAGGUCACACCUCCUCCAAGGCCACACAUCCUCUAACACCACACCUCUUCCAACAAGGCCAUACCUCUUCCAUCAAAGCCACACCUCCCCAACAGAGCCUUGCCUCCCGCAUCAAGGCCACAUCUUCUCCAACAAAGCCAUGCACUUGCUUUCUCCAACAACGCUCCACCUCUUCCAAAAAGGGCAUCCCUCCUCAAGGAGGCCAAACCUUCUAAUCCUUCUCACAUCGUUUUAACAACUGGAGACUAAUCAUCGAAAAGCCUGUGGAAGCCAUUUUCAUUCAAACCACCCCAGUCUUAUUUAGGGCUGGCUGAGCGCUCACCUGCUGCUCGUUCUCAGUACCCUGUACAGCCACUGCAUUUACCACCCUUCAGCUCCUCCCAUUCAUGAUGGCUGCGCACAGCAUUCAUUAGUCUGGUGCCAGCUGCUGUGUUCAGGGAGAGCCAUUCUCUAACUAACAGAUUGUUGCUCACAUAGAGGGGGGUUUCUCAGCACAGUUCCUCACAAAGAUAAUUUGGCCUACAACAUUUCUAAAUUGGUACCUUUCAAAUUAACCAGCUACUGAUUUAAAAAAAAAAUGUGUUUUUAAUGUUUAAAAAUGAUCGGAGUGAGCUUGUUUGUGUACUAAGAGUAAGUACUUUUACGUAACCACACCAACCAUGCUCGUUACCCACUUCAAUUCGGCAUUAGUAAAUUGGGCUGCGUACUUGAGAGAACCAAAUGAAAUCACUUCGUUAGCCAAGCCCUUACAUUAGAACAGAGAAGCUUUCGAGUGAGCAGGACCAAAUGUGUUCAGCAAUUGAAAAUUUCUAUAAAGAAAGAGCUAACAUGUUACAGAAGAUGACUAGACUAAGUAGAAGGUUACCAGAGUAGGUAGAAGCUUACUAGGCUAGGUAGAAUGUUACCAGGCUAGGUAGAAUGUUACCAGGUUAGGUAGAAGGUCACUUGACUAGGCAUCACUUGUGGAGAUCAGCUCUGUCAAUCUGCUUUGGGAAGCUACAUUCUUUGUUUCUGAGCAUUUACUCCAUGUGAAUUCACUCUAACCAGUAUAGGCAGUGCUGAAGAAAACAGCCCUGUUAGCCCAGCUGUCUGAGGAUUUUUGCAGUAGGAGGGGACUAGGGGAAGCUGUUUCAGAACAGAGUCCACUGUGAGACUGACCACCUUGAUACAGGAGCUCCUGACAGAUAUGGCCCCAGGUUGGUCUCAAGUGAGGCUAAGAAGCAGGAUUAUCAUGGACCAUGGGCUCCAGAGUGUCCUAGUUUCAUUUCUAGUGGUGUGACUCCCACGCCCCACCCCACCCCCACCCAAAAAAAAAAUCAACCUAAGGGAGAAAUGUUUGAUGGUUGAUUUGACUUAGGAUUCAGGUCCUGCUUCAUCCAUCACUCCAGGGUGUUGGAGUCUCUGGUAUGCAGGGAGCUAGUCACGUCUUACCUGAAGGGAACAGCAGAGAGGGUGAAAGGCACACAUGCUUAGUAUGCAGCCUGGAUUUGUUUACUGGCACACAAUUUGGGACUCAAGCCCAGGGAAUGGUACCUCCCACAGUGGGUUUGUUCUCACUUCAACUCAGUUAAUGAAAGAGCUCUCCCCCUUAUCCACCGACCCACUUAUCCAAGCAAUCCCUCAUUGAGAAUCUCUGUGUGCUGGCUGGUUCUGUGUGUCAACUUGACACAAGCUGGAGUUAUCACAGAGAAAGGAGCCUCCCUUGAGGAAAUGCCUCCAUGAGAUCCAGCUGUAAGGCAUUUUCUCAAUUAGUGAUCAAGAGUAGGAGGACCCAGCCCAUUGUGGGUGGUGCCAUCCCUGGGCUGUUAGUCCUGGGUUCUAUAAGAGAGCAAGCUGAGCAAACCAGGGGAAGCAAGACAUUAAGCAAUAUCCCUCCAUGGCCUCUGCAUCAGCUCCUGCUUCCUGACCUGCUAGAGUUCCAGUCCUGACUUCCUUUGGUGAUGAACAGCAAUGUGGAAAUGCCAGCUACAUGUGAGACGGCACUCAGUGCACUGAAGUGAGCGCAAGAACCAGGGAUUAUUUUCAUCUCUGAGGCUUGAACUGUGUGUACCUCAAGCUGGACUUGAAGUCACAAUCCUUCUGACACAGCCUUCUGAGUACUGGGAUUGCAGAGCAGAGGCGUGAGAGCCGGCAUGAAUGGUCAUAUGUCCAACCAUUCCAGUGGUUAUGGAAUCUACCCUUCUCAAAUGAAUGGUUACGGAUCUUCCCCACCCUACUCCCAGAUGGACAGAGAACACUGCUCCAGGACAAGUGCAAAGGCCCUUUAUGAACAAAGGAAGAACUAUGCCCGAGACAGCGUCAGCAGUGUGUCGGACGUGUCCCAGUACCGAGUGGAACACCUGACCACCUUUGUGCUGGACCGGAAAGAUGCCAUGAUAACCGUCGAUGAUGGAAUAAGGAAGCUGAAGCUACUUGAUGCCAAGGGUAAAGUGUGGACCCAGGAUAUGAUUCUCCAAGUGGAUGACCGAGCUGUGAGCCUCAUUGACUUGGAAUCGAAGAACGAAUUGGAGAAUUUCCCUUUAAACACAAUCCAGCACUGUCAAGCAGUGGCACACACAUGUAGCUAUGAUUCCAUUCUCGCCUUGGUAUGCAAAGAGCCAACGCAAAACAAGCCAGACCUUCACCUUUUCCAGUGUGAUGAGGUUAAGGCAAACCUAAUUAGCGAAGAUAUUGAAAGUGCUAUCAGCGACAGUAAAGGCGGGAAACAGAAGAGGCGGCCGGAGGCCCUGAGGAUGAUUGCCAAAGCAGAUCCUGGCAUCCCUCCUCCUCCCAGAGCUCCUGCCCCUGUGCCACCAGGGACUGUCACACAGGUGGACGUUAGGAGUCGAGUAGCAGCCUGGUCUGCCUGGGCAGCUGACCAGGGUGACUUCGAGAAGCCCCGGCAGUACCACGAGCAAGAGGAGACGCCCGAGAUGAUGGCAGCCCGGAUUGACAGGGAUGUGCAAAUCUUAAACCAUAUUUUGGAUGACAUCGAGUUUUUUAUCACAAAGCUCCAAAAAGCAGCUGAAGCAUUUUCUGAGCUUUCUAAAAGGAAGAAAAGCAAGAAAAGUAAAAGGAAAGGACCUGGAGAGGGCGUCUUAACACUGAGGGCAAAACCGCCACCUCCUGAUGAGUUUGUUGACUGUUUCCAGAAGUUUAAACAUGGAUUCAACCUUCUGGCCAAGCUGAAGUCCCACAUUCAAAACCCGAGCGCUUCGGAUCUGGUUCAUUUUCUGUUUACUCCACUAAAUAUGGUGGUCCAGGCAACUGGUGGCCCUGAACUGGCCAGUUCAGUACUCAGCCCACUGUUGACGAAAGACACAGUUGAUUUCUUAAAUUACACGGUCAAGGCAGAGGAACGGCAGCUGUGGAUGUCACUGGGAGAGACGUGGAUGAAAGUGAGAGCAGAGUGGCCGAAAGAACAGUUCAUCCCACCUUACGUUCCGAGGUUCCGAAACGGCUGGGAGCCCCCGAUGCUGAACUUCAUGGGCGCACCCACAGAGCAAGACAUGUAUCAGCUGGCAGAGUCCGUGGCCAACGCAGCGGAACAGCAGCGCAAACAGGACAGCAAGAGACAGUCCACAGAGCAUUCCAGCAUGUCCGACUAUCCUCCAGCCGAUGGCUAUACGUUCAGUAACAGCAUGUACCACAGAGGACCACAUGUGGACCAAGGGGAGGCUGCCCUGGCUCUCAAGUCAACCCCUAAUCGCCAUGUAGAUAGAAAUUAUGACCCGGUCAAAACACAACCCAAGAAAUACGCCAAAUCCAAGUACGACUUUGUGGCGAGGAACAGCAGCGAGCUCUCAGUUAUGAAGGAUGAUGUCUUAGAGAUACUCGAUGAUAGAAAGCAGUGGUGGAAAGUCCGGAAUGCCAGCGGAGACUCUGGGUUCGUGCCAAAUAACAUUCUGGAUAUCAUGAGAACUCCGGAAUCUGGAGUGGGGCGCACUGAUCCCCCAUACACACACACCAUACAGAAACAAAGGACAGAAUACGGUCCAAGAUCAGCUGAUACCCCUUCUGCCCCAUCGCCCCCUCCAACACCAGCACCCGUUCCGGUCCCCCUUCCACCUUCUGCACCAGCACCCGUUCCUGUGCCCAAGGUUCCAGCGAAUGUCACCCGUCAGAACAGCAGCUCCAGCGAGAGUGGGGGCAGCAUCGCAAGGGACAGCCAGAGAUACAAACAACUCCCAGUGGACCGAAGGAAAUCUCAGAUGGAGGAGGUGCAGGAUGAACUCUUCCAGAGGCUGACCAUCGGGCGCAGCGCCGCGCAGAGGAAGUUCCACGUGCCACGGCAGAACGUUCCAGUGAUCAAUAUCACGUAUGACUCCUCCCCGGAAGAAGUGAAGACGUGGCUACAGUCGAAAGGAUUCAACCCUGUGACGGUCAGUAGCCUCGGGGUGUUGAACGGAGCGCAACUCUUUUCUCUCAACAAAGACGAGCUGAGGUCUGUCUGCCCUGAAGGUGCCAGAGUGUUCAGUCAAAUCACCGUCCAGAAAGCCGCUCUGGAGGACAGCAGCGGAAGCUCUGAGUUACAAGAAAUCAUGCGGAGAAGGCAGGAGAAGAUCAGCGCUGCGGCCAGCGACUCGGGAGUGGAGUCCUUCGAUGAAGGGAGCAGCCACUGAUUUCCUUGAACUCCGUUAUCCUUGGCACGGCUGUUGGAUGGUGUUGGACACUCUUUGUUUUAAGAAGCCUUGAAGGGAAUGUCAAAUCUAUUGUCUUGGUAUAUGUAAUCCAUCUCCAUAAAAGGAGACCGUAUAAUGCCUGAGUAAGCAGAGGACUUGCUGCUUCUGCGCCCACUGUUUUGAUUAAAACUGAGAAGUGGGCAGGUGAGAGGGCUCAGCAAGUAGAGGUGCUUGCUGCCAAACACAGAGACCUGAGUUCGAGUCCCCCGGGCCUACAUGGUAGAAGGCGAGAGCUAGCUUCUGCAAGUUGUCCUUUGACCACCACACAUAGAUAAAUAACAAAUGUAAUUUAAAAAAAAAUUUUAAAGAAAGUUUAAUUUAAGAAAAAAAAAACAACAGAAGUUUUAGACUGUUCUCAGGUUGGGAAAUAUUUUUUUCCCACUUUCCUAAGGUGUUUCCCCCUUUGCUACGUUAAUUAUCACAGCCUUGCUUGAUGAUCUGAGUGGAUUUGACAGUGGCAAAUGCAUUCACUACAACAGGGAAAGACACAGCCAGCGAUGAAAACGGUCUCAGCUUUCAGUGACUGGGGUGCCUGUCAUCCAGGGAGGAGGCUCAGUUAGACUACCGUCAGCCCACGUGAGGUCUGUCCUCUGACAUACCUAACGGGGGCGUAUUUAUCAUUAUUUAAAGUUCUUAAUGCCAACAGUUUUUAAGAAAUGAUCACAUUUGAAUGAACUGUACAGUAGGACACUAUACUCUGUCCCCGAGAAACUUUCUUCCCCUCAGCUCUGUUGAUUGCGAAAUCCUGCAUAGAUUAUGCUUUGAUGUAGUUUCUGCUUAUUACGUCAACUGUAAUUAAACACCAGAAAGCACAAGUUCAAAGUAAGGCAUAUGCAUUCACAAUCAGAGUAGCCCACCUUGGUGUUUAUUACAGUAUUUCGCUUAGCGAAGGCCCCAGUUAUAAAUAUUGACAUAAGUAGUCAAAGGAUAUUGGGCCAUUGUAUGUGUUUUACCUGUGUAUCAGGGACACUUAAUUUACGUGUACUCUAGCCCCACGGAAGAGUCUACAUGGAGAGAAAGCACAUCGCUAACCUUCAACAAAUGUUAUUUUUGGAAACACAGGUUUUUGUCAUUAAACAUAAUGUUAUUUCACAUAUACAAAGGAGAUGUUAUGUAAGAAUGUUGUAUAUUUUAACAUAAAUCCAUUUAGAGAGAUUAUCUAGAUUCAUUAAUUUUUCAUAGUGCCUUUUUCACAUGAGUCAGCUGGAGAGAGCCUGCAAUAAACAGUAUUUGCUGUGUAUUAAUAAAUAGCUCCUAUCUCGUCAA
Rattus norvegicus (Norway rat) is the source of this 9328-nucleotide messenger RNA. The record is from RefSeq and is a predicted model, not a curated record. Lineage: Eukaryota; Metazoa; Chordata; Mammalia; Rodentia; Muridae.